Molecule: messenger RNA, 2768 nt
Organism: Scomber japonicus (chub mackerel)
Lineage: Eukaryota; Metazoa; Chordata; Actinopteri; Scombriformes; Scombridae
Product: NLR family CARD domain-containing protein 3-like
Exons: 7
Coding region: 1-2736 (911 amino acids)
Molecular function (GO): protein binding
Source: RefSeq, a predicted model, not a curated record
AUGAAGGGAGAGGAGGACGAGGAGGAUGGAGCAGAGUCUCUAAUAUCCAGCUGUCCGUCUAUGAAGAGCGACCGGUCUAAAGGUCGUGUUCUAGACUUCAGUGAUGAACCUGGACCCUCAGACACAAAAGAGAGGAAGAGGAGGGCUGUUUCUGUGGAUGAGCGGCUGUCCUGCUGUUCUUUGUGUCAGGACGUCCUGAAGGAUCCAGUCUCUACCAGCUGUGGACACUGGUUCUGUAGACAGUGCAUCACCUCAUACUGGGACCAGUCUGAUUCAUCAGGAGACUCCUCCUGUCCCCAGUGUGCAGAAAGAUCCAGAACCAGACCUGGACUGCAGACAGACAGCCAGACCAGCACUGUACAAACAGAAAGUGGUCUGCAGGAGGUUUUAGAUGAACAUCAGAUCAGUCUGAGCAGCACAUGUGAAUGUGUAACUCAAGGAACUGAUGAAGGAGGAAGUGAAAUCCCUCUCAAAAGGAUCUUCACUGAGGUCCACAUCACAGAGGGACAGAGUGAAGAGGUUAAUACCCAACAUGAGGUGAGGCAGCUUGAAACAGCUCCCAAGAUGGAGACCUUCCAUGACACACCAAUCAAGUGUCAGGACAUCUUUAAAGUCUUACCGGACCAACAGAAACACAUCAGAGUUGUUCUGAUGAAUGGCGUCGCUGGCGUUGGAAAAACCUUCUUAGUGCAGAAGUUCACUCUGGACUGGGCACAGCGCUUCAAAAACCAAGAUAUCAGUCUGCUGAUUCAGUUCUCGUUCAGGGCGCUGAACUUGAUCAAAGAUAAGCAGUACAGUCUGAUCAUGCUGAUCCAUGUUUUCUAUCCAACAUUACAGAAGCUCACAGCAGAGAUGCUCGCUGUCUGUAAAGUGUUGUUCAUCUUUGAUGGUCUGGAUGAAAGCAGACUUUCACUGGAUUUUAACAACAGUGAGGUCGUGUCUGAUGUCACACAGAAGUCAUCAGUCAGCGUGCUGUUGACAAACCUCUUCAUGGGGAAGCUGCUUCCAUCAGCUCUCAUCUGGAUAACUUCCAGACCUGCAGCAGCCAAUCAGAUCCCUCCUUCAUGUGUGGACAGGGUAACAGAAGUACGAGGCUUCACUGAUGACCAGAAGGAGGAGUACUUCAGGAGGAGAUUCAGUGAUGAAGAGCAGUCCAGCAGAAUCAUCUCACACAUCAAGACAUCCAGGAGCCUCCACAUCAUGUGUCACAUCCCAGUCUUCUGCUGGAUCACUGCUACAGUUCUGGACCACAUGUUGACUCCAGACCAGAGAGGAGAGCUGCCCAAGACCCUGACUGACAUGUACUCAUACUUCCUGUUGAUUCAGACAAAGAGGAAGAAGAACAAGUAUGAUGAGGGACAUGAGACGAGUCAACAGGAGCUGACGGAGGCUGACAGGAAACUUCUUUUGAAGCUGGGGAUGCUGGCGUUUGAACAACUGGAGAAAGGAAACAUCCUGUUUUACCAAGAAGACCUGGAGCAGUGUGGUCUUGAUGUCACAGAGGCCUCGGUGUUAUCAGGAUUUUGUACACAGAUCUUCAAAAGAGAGAGUGUGAACUUCCUGGAAACAGUCUACAGCUUUGUUCAUCUGAGUGUUCAGGAGUUUCUGGCUGCAGUCUACAUGCACCACUGUUACACCAGCAGGAAGACAAAGGUACUGAAGGACUUCCUGGGAAAAGACUACAAACACAAGUUUCCUGCCAGUGUCAGAAACAAUGAUAGCCAUGGCCCAUCUUUGGAUGUCUUCCUAAAGAGUGCCAUGAAGAAAUCUCUCCUAAGUAAAAAUGGCCACCUGGACCUGUUUGUCCGUUUUCUUCAUGGCCUCUCUCUGGAGGCCAACCAGAGUCUCCUAGGAGACCUGCUGGGUCAGACAGAGAACAGUCCAGAAACCAUCCAGAGAGUCAUCACCAACCUGAAGGAGAUGAACAGUGAUGAUAUCUCUCCUGACAGAAGCAUCAACAUCUUCCACUGUCUGAUGGAGAUGAACGACCGCUCAGUACAUCAGGAGAUCCAAGAGUUCCUGAAGUCAGAGAACAGAUCAAAGAAGAAACUCUCUAAGAUCCACUGCUCAGCUCUGGCCUACAUGCUGCAGAUGUCAGAGGAGGUUCUGGAUGAGUUGAACCUGAAGAAGUACAACACAUCAGUUGAGGGACGACAGAGACUGAUCCCAGUUGUUAGGAACUGUAGAAGUGCUGAACUUUCUUGUUGUGGACUCUCUGAGACUCACUGUGAAGUUGUGGCCUCAGCUCUGAAGUCCAACCCUCACCUGACAGAUCUGGACCUGAGCAACAACUACCUGUCUGAUUCAGGUGUGAAGCAUCUGUCUACUGGACUGGAGAGUCCAAACUGUAGACUGAAGACUCUGAGAAUGAGAGACUGCAGUUUGUCAGAGAUCAGCUUUGCUUCUCUUGCCUCAGCUCUGAAGGACAACCCCUCCCAUCUGAGAGUGCUGGAUCUGAGUGACAACAACCUGCAGGAUUCAGACAUGAAGCAGCUGGGUGAUUUUCUGGAGAGUCCACAUUGUAGAAUGGAGACUCUGAGAUUGAAGGACUGCAGGUUGUCAAAGAUCAGUUGUGCCUUUCUGGUCUCAGCACUGAAGUCCAACCCCUCCCAUCUGAGAGGGUUGAAUCUGAGAGGAAACAACCUACAGGAUUCAGAUGUAAAGCUGCUACAUGAUCUUAAGAAGAGUCCAAACUGUAGACUGGAGACUCUGAAACUUGGGAGGAGCUGGUGGUAAUGACCUCUGUCAGAGUGUGAGUGAACAUCCAG